This is a messenger RNA of Dipodomys ordii (Ord's kangaroo rat), 868 nucleotides long. RefSeq names its product lymphocyte antigen 86 (gene Ly86). The transcript is spliced from 5 exons. The record is from RefSeq and is a predicted model, not a curated record. Lineage: Eukaryota; Metazoa; Chordata; Mammalia; Rodentia; Heteromyidae. Gene Ontology annotation, biological process: positive regulation of lipopolysaccharide-mediated signaling pathway; innate immune response. The coding region runs from base 74 to 562 and encodes 162 amino acids.
UUGGGGGGAAGAAACCUAGAGGCCUUUUUAUUGAGCCUGUUGUUUAUCUGCUGGUCACAAGCAGGCCCUCACCAUGAUCAGAAUCCCAGCCACCUUCUUCAUCUGGACUCUGAUUGCUUGCAGUAGUGGUGGCCAUGGUGGGAGUGAAGAUUGGCCGGUGCACAGGGCCUGCAGCAGUGAUGGCUUGGAGGUUCUCUACCGGAGCUGCGAUCCAUUACAGGAUUUUGGCUUGUCUAUUGACCAGUGCUCCAAACAAUUAAAACAAAAUCUCAACAUUAGAAUUGGACUCAUUCUGAGAGAGGACAUCAGAGAGCUGUUCCUUGACAUAGCUCUGGUCACUAAAGGCUCUCCAAUUUUGAAUUUUUCCUAUCCUGUCUGUGAAGAGGAUCUGCCCAAGUUUUCUUUCUGUGGAAGAAGGAAAGGAGAGCAACUUUAUUACGCGGGUCCCAUCAAUAAUCUUGGUGUAAUUAUUCCAACGGGAGAAUACCAGGUCUUGCUGGAACUAUACAAUGAAAAACGCUCCACCGUGGCAUGUGCCAAUGCAACUGUUACCUGCUCCUGACUGGCCUGGAAACUGAAUCUCAUGGGAACUCCAGGACCCCCAGACCCACCUACUCUAUAAGAGAUGACAGAAAAUGGCUCUAAGGUGAUGCUUUUUUGGAGUAUACCUGCCAAAGUCUGCUCUAGGAUCACGUGACACCAGGCUCUGUGGAUAGAAUGAGGCCUCUGGAAUGAUCCACCUUCCAGGACACUCUGGGUGGCUUCACCAGACUUCAGGGUCAUGCCUUCUCAGACUCACAUCCAUUUCACACUUGAAGAACAUUUCCCCUCAGUUUCCCAGAAUAAAACCAGGUGUCCCACAACUGUG